This is a messenger RNA of Oryza sativa Japonica Group (Japanese rice), 2544 nucleotides long. Its product is annotated as TOM1-like protein 9. NCBI's taxonomy places the organism in Eukaryota, Viridiplantae, Streptophyta, Magnoliopsida, Poales, Poaceae. Gene Ontology annotation, biological process: protein transport to vacuole involved in ubiquitin-dependent protein catabolic process via the multivesicular body sorting pathway. Gene Ontology annotation, molecular function: ubiquitin binding; phosphatidylinositol binding. The record is from RefSeq and is a predicted model, not a curated record.
AAUCGAAGGAAAAAAGAAGGGCGCAGUGGGCGGAGAGCGAGACGCAGAGAGACGAAUGAAACCAACCCAAACAAAAACAAUCAGAAGCAGACGAACAGCGCCACGGAAUUCAUCGAAAAAAAAAUUAUCGUGCUCGCCGAAAGCCGGCCGCUUUGAGACCAUCCAAGAACCGCGAAUCCUUCCUCCCUUCGACGACCUUAAUUUCCUCUGCCAUUUGAGCCCGCCAAAGGCGGCUCCGGUUUCGGAUUUUUUGGUAGGAGAGUUGGUUGGUUUCCGGCGAGGGGGGGAGCAGGAUGCCGUCCGUGCUGGUCGACCGCGCGACGAACGACAUGCUCAUCGGCCCGGACUGGGCCAUGAACCUGGAGAUCUGCGACACCCUCAAUCGAGACCCAGGGCAAGCAAAAGAUGUCGUGAAGUCUAUCAAGAAACGAAUUGCACACAGGAAUGCGAAGGUCCAGCUUCUUGCUCUCACGUUACUGGAGACGAUGAUCAAAAACUGUGGGGACAUUGUCCAUAUGCAAGUUGCUGAGAAAGACAUACUUCAUGAAAUGGUGAAAAUAGUCAAGAAAAGGCCUGAUUUUCAUGUGAAAGAGAAGAUCCUCACUCUGAUAGACACUUGGCAAGAAGUUUUUGGCGGGGUACGUGCAAGAUAUCCACAAUACUACGCAGCAUAUCAGGAGCUCUUGCGUGCUGGGGCCGUAUUUCCUCAAAGAUCAAAUGGUUCUGUUCCAAUAUUUACUCCUCCACAGACUCAACCUCUGCAAAACUAUCCUGCAUCUUUACGCAGUGCUCAGCAAGAGCCACCUGGAUCAUCAGUGCCAGAUUUGCCUUCAUUGAGCCUAGCAGAAAUUCAGAAUGCACGAGGCAUCAUGGAUGUUCUUUCCGAGAUGUUGAAUGCUUUGGAUCCUAGUAACAGAGAGGGGCUUAGGCAAGAGGUCAUUGUUGACCUGGUGGAUCAAUGCCGUUCAUACAAGCAGAGAGUGGUAGAGCUAGUAAACACUACCUCGAAUGAGGAGUUGCUCAGCCAGGGCCUUUCUUUGAAUGAUGAUUUGCAGAGAGUUCUAGCAAAACAUGAUGCUAUUGCUGCAGGCGUUGCAGUUAGGUUGGAGAAAACAAAAUCUCUCCAAACCAAAAUUGAUAGUUCUCCACCCGCAAAUCCUGGGACUUCAAAAGCACCAGUUCAAAGUUCUUCAGGGACUGCAAGUGCCAGCAACCAAUCUACCUUAGCACUUCCUGCUCCAGCAUCAUCCAGUAGUCCAAAAGCUCCUGCAGCACCAGUACCGGUUAUCGACCUUCUUAGUGGAGAUGAUUACAUCAAACCUGAACCUGCAAACUCCCUUGCACUUGUUCCUGUCACAGAAUAUUCAGCAGCUGAUCAGAAUGUGCUAGCUCUUGCAGACAUGUUUGAGCAAAAUAAUGCCAACAGAAGCAACAAUAACCUUACUAACUCUUUUAAUACAUCGGCACCAAAUUCAAAUUUCCCUGCAUCACAAGCAUAUCCUGCUCCAGUGCAACCUGCUCUGCCUCAGCAUCCUGUUGCUUAUUCAAAUGGGGUUUCAUCCAAUGCCAUCGUACCUUACUAUGAUGAUCAAAAUGGAGGCCUUCCACCACCACCAUGGGAGAUUCAGCAAUCCAUGGACAACCCACCCCAACCCACCCAACUUGGCCAGAUGCCACUGCAACCAGGGCAACCAGUAGGGAUGCACCCCCAAUCACCACAUUCUGGUCAGUUUGGCCAAGGAUCAUUCAUGUCACCACAACAAAUGGCAAAUGGUCAGCUAGGAGGAACACAGCCGCGACAAUCACCACAACCGCAGUCCGCACCGAAUCUCCAAUACGGAGGGAUGAUGAUGUACCCCAAUUCGAUGCAAGUCAAUCAGGGAGCUGGAAUGUACUCCCAACCGAUGUUUGGGGGACAGUUCUAUGGCAUGAGCCAUCAUCAUCAGAUGUAUGCUGUUCAGAUGGCUGGCUAUGGAUUUGGCCAGCAACCUGGAGCUUACUACAUCCCGAAUGCGGCGUAUGCUUAUGUUAGCGCGAAUGAGCUUACCCAGAGGAUGAAUGCGGUUUCGGUUCAGGAAGGUAAUUCACAUGGUGGAGCAAUGGCAUCCAGGCCUGAAGAUUCACUCUUUGGUGAUCUUGUCAGCAUUGCCAAGAUGAAACAGAACAAACCUGCAGCUGGCAAGGUUGGUGGCUUGUAAGGAUGAGUGAUUGAGUGACUAGAUUCAUAUUUUCUGGUCAUUUGCAGCUGCAAAAACUUUUCCUGGCAGUACAUAAUUUUUUCUAGUUUUGCAGAAAGAUAAUACAUAAUCCUUAUCCUUAUUGCCACUUUUUGUGCGACGCAAGAAGGCAUACUACCCUAUUGAUGUAAUUUCAGUUUAGGCAGGAUUGUAGGGAUAUAAAUUGGAAAGUAGGUUGAGCCUUGAGAUGCUUCUGGUGCCUCAUGGCAAGGUUGUUUAUGUAUAAAUUCUGAAGUCAUGUCAUAAUCAUAGCAGUUUCAUCAAUAAUAUCCUUAUGUAUAAAUGUCUGAUAACAGGUUUACAGCAA